This is a messenger RNA of Schistocerca gregaria, 7445 nucleotides long. RefSeq lists its product as uncharacterized. Lineage: Eukaryota; Metazoa; Arthropoda; Insecta; Orthoptera; Acrididae. Gene Ontology annotation, cellular component: cytosol. The transcript has 2 exons. The record is from RefSeq and is a predicted model, not a curated record. Bases 24 to 7340 code for a protein of 2438 amino acids. Gene Ontology annotation, molecular function: manganese ion binding; GTP binding; phosphoenolpyruvate carboxykinase (GTP) activity. Gene Ontology annotation, biological process: response to starvation; propionate catabolic process; cellular response to glucose stimulus.
UAUUCUUUAUUACUGUAUCAUCAAUGGAUUGCGCCUCCCCACCUAUGGAUUCUUCUAAUAUUCAUGAAAAUAUUUAUUUUUCAAGCCAUGCUACCUUACUUUCUUGGGUUGAUCAGAUUCGAAAACUGUGCACACCAGAAAAGGUAUAUUGGUGUGAUGGAAGUGAAAAGGAGUACAAUACUUUGUGCGAUAAAUUAGUGAAUUCGGGUACUUUUGUUCGAUUAAAUCCAGCCAUUCGGCCCAACUGUUUCGUUGCAAGAACAGACGAACGCGACACUAGUCGCCCAGAUGAAAAGGCCAUAUUGAGCAGUCGAAAUCAAUCCGAUGUCGGCCCUACCAAUUCAUGGAUGCACCCUGAGGAAUUAAAGCCCAAACUUGAAAGCUUAUUUAGAGGCUGCAUGCGAGGAAGGACUAUGUAUGUGAUUCCUUUUUGUAUGGGGCCUCUUAAAUCACCCUACUCUAGAAUUGGCGUUGAAAUCACCGAUUCUCCCUACGUAGUAGUUAAUAUGAGAAUCGUUACACGCAUUGGUAAAGAGGUGCUAUCUCAGCUUUCUACCAAUGACUCGUUUAUACCGUGUAUUCACUCUGUCGGAUACCCGCUGGUCUCGAGCCAACAUGAGGAUGUGCCAUGGCCGUGCAAUCCAGACAAACUGAUUGUGGCCCAUUUUAUUGAAGAACCAUCCAUUUGGUCUUAUGGCUCUGGAUUUGGUGGAAACGCGAUGCUUUCUAAACGUUCAUUGGGUCUUAGAAUCGCUUCUUAUAUGGGAACCAAGAAACCAAGCUGGCUCACUACUCAUUGCAGUAUUUUGAGUUUAACCUCUCCUGAGGGGAAGAAAUUCUAUCUUGCUAAUGGGUUUUUGACGGGAACAUCCAAAACGAAUAUAGCUUUUUUGGUCUCAAAUCUUCCAGGAUGGACACAAAAGUGUAUUAGCGACGAAAUUUCGUGGAUGAAUGUUGGAGAAGAUGGCAAGCUUUAUGCGAUAAAUCCAGAGAAUGGCUUCUUUGGCGUGGCUACGGGCACAAACGAUUUUACUAAUCGCUCAAUGAUGGAUGCCAUGCAAUCCAAUACAAUUUUUACCAAUGUUGCCGUAACUCCAGAUGGCGAUGUGUGGUGGGAAGGGAAGACGAAGGAUAUUCCUGCCAAACUUAUUGAUUGGAGAGGCAAUGAGUGGACGCCGGAUUGCGGCCGAAAGGCGGCACAUCCAAAUUCUCGGUACACGAUACCCGCGGCUCAGUGCCCAAUUAUUGAUCCUGAGUGGGACAAUCCCAAUGGCGUCCCGAUUUCUGCAUUUUUGUUUGCGCAUCGCCGAGCUACUACAGUUCCCGUGGUAUACGAAGCCUUCUCCUGGAAUCACGGAGUCUUUAUGGCUUCAACGUUGUCUGUUGAUGCCUACGUCACCAGAGAUAGACUGGUUCCUGCUCAUAGGGACGCAUUUUCAAUGACUUCGUUCUGUGGUACAGACAUCAACAAGUAUCUAUCACAAUGGCUUGAAUACCGAAGGUACCUUGGGUAUUCGAGUCCGCGUAUAUUUUCAGUAAACUGGUUCAUUGAGGAUACCUCCGCGUUCUCUUUUGGUGAAUCUGGUACAUAUUCUUCGAAAAAUAAGUAUUUGUGGCCAGGAUAUGACGAGAACAUUAGGAUUUUGAAAUGGAUUUGCGAGCGCAUUGAUGGCAGCAUGGACGCUCAUCGUACAGCCAUAGGGUAUGUGCCGCUGCCUCGAUCCUUGGAUCUCACCGGGUUAUCUAUAUCUUUCGACAACUUGCAACAGCUACUCCGAGUCUGCCCAGAAUCUUGGAUGCAGGAGGUUCAAAGCAUUAAAGAAUAUUUUGGAACGUUUGGUCCGAAUUUUCCGCAGGAACUUAUGAACCAGCUGAAUCAGCUUGAAAAGAGGCUUGAUUUCGCCGAAGGAAAGCCAUUCACACACAACGAAAAGCUGUUGAAAUGGGUCGAUGAGAUUACUAGUUUGUGCAGGCCGGCUAAGGUUUAUUGGUGCACAGGGACCACAGCCGAAUACGAUUAUUUGUGUUCACAGCUCGUUGAAUCUCGAACUUUCAUUCCGCUUAAUUCGAAAAUGCGACCCAACUCUUACUUGGCUCGAUCUGACCCGCGAGAUGUCUCGAGAAUUGACGAAAGACUGUUCGUAUGUUCCAAGGAUGAAUCUUUGGCAGGCCUUACAAAUAAUUGGGCAGAUCCAGGACAAAUGAAAAAAAGGCUCGAAAAAUUAUUUGAUGGCUGUAUGGAGGGUAGAACCCUAUAUGUUAUUCCUUUCUGCAUGGGGCCUCUAUCCUCUCCAUAUUCUAAGUUUGGGGUCGAGAUUACGGAUUCUGCAUACGUUGUAGUAAACAUGCAUAUUAUGUCCCAUAUAGGAAUCAAGGUGCUUACUUCUAUGGGCGAUGCGCCGUUUGUACGUUGUUUGCAUUCGGUGGGUGUGCCUCUGAAGCCGGGACAGGUGGACGUUCCUUGGCCGUGCAAUCCGGACAACACGGUUAUUGCGCACUUCCCGGACGAGCCGAUGGUUAUUUCGUAUGGGUCUGGGUACGGAGGCAACGCGUUGCUUGGGAAGAAGUGCUACGCGCUUCGCAUUGCAUCGGUGCUGGCUCGAAAGGAGGGCUGGUUGGCGGAGCAUAUGUUGAUACUUGGCAUUACUUCGCCGGAAGGGAAGAAGUACUAUAUAGGUGCCGCGUUUCCGAGCACGUGUGGGAAGACCAAUUUGGCGAUGUUGGUACCUACGUUACCAGGGUGGACGGCUCGAUGCGUGGGCGACGACAUCGCGUGGAUGCACAUAGGGAAUGAUGGGCAACUGCGAGCGAUCAACCCUGAGGCAGGGUUUUUCGGCGUGGCGCCGGGCACGUCGGAGCUGUCGAAUCCGUCGGCGAUGCGUACGAUACAGAAGAACACGAUAUUUACGAAUGUGGCACUGACGCCGGACGGAGACGUAUGGUGGGAGGGCAUGACAAAACAAAUACCGGAGGUAUUGACGGAUUGGACGGGGAACACGUGGACGCCGGACUGUGGUCGAAAGGCGGCGCACCCGAAUUCUCGAUAUACGGCGCCGGCGUAUCAAUGUCCUGUGAUAGAUCCUGAAUGGGAGAACCCCAACGGGGUGCCCAUUUCCGCUAUUGUGUUUGGCAGCCGUAGAAGCACUUUGAUGCCUCUUGUCACCGAGGCCUUUUCGUGGCAACAUGGCAUCUUUAUGGGUUCGACAACAUGCAUUGAUGACGACGGUUCCCAAGGGGAGCAAGGGCGGAUACAACGGGAUCCGUUCGCGAUGUUGCCGUUCUGCGGCUACAACAUGGGUGAUUACUUUAACCACUGGCUACAUUUCCGAAAGAACCUGGGCUACAACUCGCCGAAGAUAUACCACGUUAAUUGGUUUUUGAGAAAUGAAAAGGGUCAAUUGCUAUGGCCUGGAUUUGGGGAAAAUUCUCGUGUGCUGAAAUGGAUUUGCGAGCGUAUCGGCAGAAAUCCAACUGGAAAAGCAGUCAAAACGCCUGUUGGGUAUAUUCCAGUACCGGGCGCACUCGACUUAAAUGGGAUUGAUAUGGCAGCUGAGACGUUGAAUCAACUAUUUCAUAUUGACGUUGAGAUGUGGAAAAAGGAGUGUGCGCAACUUCGAGAAUUUUAUAAGAAGUUCGGCAGUCACAUGCCCGAAAUAAUUUACCAGGAGUUAAAAGGACUAGAAAACCGACUUAGCGUGACGGAUUCAGUAUGCACCUCGACCAACAGGCACCUUCUUGCCUGGGUCGAAGAAAUUCAACGGCUAUGCAACCCCAGCAGAGUGCACUGGUGUACCGGAACGGAAGCCGAGUACCAGGAGUUGUGCGCUUCUAUGGUGGCGAGCGGUACUCUGAUUAAGCUGAACGAGAGGAUUCGGCCCAAUUGUUAUCUCGCCCGCUCCGAUCCCAGAGACGUGGCAAGGGUCGAAAGUAAAACGUUUAUCUGCAGUGCGAAGGAAGAAGACGCAGGUCCGACUAACAAUUGGCUUGCUCCAGACGUGAUGAAGAAAAGGCUGAACGGGUUGUUAGAGGGUUGCAUGGAAGGAAGAACCAUGUAUGUGAUACCUUUUUGUAUGGGGCCAGUAGGAUCUCCGUAUUCUAAGUAUGGCGUUCAAAUUACUGAUUCGCCAUACGUCGUUGCGAACAUGAAGAUUAUGACUCGAAUAGGGACGAAGAUACUUAACCUCAUAACUGAGGAUCAAUUUUAUCUCCGUUGUUUGCACUCAGUGGGGAUGCCUCUGAAGCCGGGACAGGCGGACAUUCCUUGGCCGUGCAAUCCGGACAACACGGUUAUUGCGCACUUCCCGGACGAGCCGAUGGUUAUUUCGUAUGGGUCUGGGUACGGAGGCAACGCGUUGCUUGGGAAGAAGUGCUACGCGCUUCGCAUUGCAUCGGUGCUGGCUCGAAAGGAGGGCUGGUUGGCGGAGCAUAUGUUGAUACUUGGCAUUACUUCGCCGGAAGGGAAGAAGUACUAUAUCUGUGCCGCGUUUCCGAGCGCGUGUGGGAAGACCAAUUUGGCGAUGUUGGUACCUACGUUACCAGGGUGGACGGUUCGGUGCGUGGGCGACGACAUCGCGUGGAUGCACAUAGGGAAUGAUGGGCAACUGCGAGCGAUCAACCCUGAGGCAGGGUUUUUCGGCGUGGCGCCGGGCACGUCGGAGCUGUCGAAUCCGUCGGCGAUGCGUACGAUACAGAAGAACACGAUAUUUACGAAUGUGGCACUGACGCCGGACGGAGACGUAUGGUGGGAGGGCAUGACAAAACAAAUACCGGAGGUAUUGACGGAUUGGACGGGGAACACGUGGACGCCGGACUGUGGUCGAAAGGCGGCGCACCCGAAUUCUCGAUAUACGGCGCCGGCGUAUCAAUGUCCUGUGAUAGAUCCUGAAUGGGAGAACCCCAACGGGGUGCCUAUUUGCGCGCUGCUAUUCGGAGGGCGUCGCGAGCACCUUUUACCGUUGAUUAUGGAAGCUUAUAUUUGGGAACAGGGCGUGCUGAUGGCAUCCGUUAUUUCGAGUGAGCAGACGGCAGCGGCGGAGGGAACGCAGGGACAAAUCCGACGGGAUCCGUUCGCGAUGUUGCCGUUCUGCGGCUACAACAUGGGUGACUACUUCAAUCAUUGGGUUGACUUCCGGAAGAACCUUGGGUACUUGAGUCCGAAGAUAUUUUACGUAAAUUGGUUCCGUAAGGAGGGGGAUUCCUAUUUAUGGCCUGGAUUUGGGGAAAAUUCUCGUGUGCUGAAAUGGAUUUGCGAGCGAGUGGACGGGGUUGGCAAGGCUAGGGCGACGCCUAUAGGGUACAUGCCCACGCAUGAUGCGCUUGAUUUGGGUGGGUUGGACGUGUCCAUCGAGACCAUUCACAAGUUGACAUAUGUGGACGAGCAGGCUUGGUUGAAGGAGAUACCGAGUAUCCGAAGUUUCUUUGCUAAGUUUUCGGACCGCCUACCUAAGGCGUUUACGGAGAUUUUAGACAAUUUGGAACUGAGGUUGAAGAGAGCUACGGAGGCGCCGACGGCCGAUCCGAAGUUGUUGGCGUGGGUUGAAGAAGUCCAGCGAUUGUGCGAGCCGGCUAGGGUGGUGUGGUGCAAUGGGACGGCGGAGGAAUACAAUGAGUUGUGUGACUUGCUGGUUUCGUCUGGUACAUUUACGAGGCUGAACGAAAAGCUGCGCCCGCAUUCUUUCUUAGCGAGGACGAACCCGUUGGAUGCUAGAAGGGAGGUCGAGCGCAAUUAUCUUUGCACCCCGAACCGCGACGAGGCAGGGCCUGGGAACAUUUGGGCGGAUCCCAACGAAACCAAGCAGAAGUUGAGACAGCUUUUCAAGGGUUCUAUGCGAGGGCGUACUAUGUACGUGGUACCGUUUACGCUUGGACCGUGGGGUUCGACACAUUGUCGAACUUGCGUUCAAAUUACGGAUUCUCCUUACGCUGUGGCGAACGUGCACCUUUUGACUCGCAUGGGAACGCCGGUGUUGGACAGCAUUACUGGACUCAAGCAGUACAUUCAGGUGGUGCACUCGAUGGGAAGGCCGUUGAUUCGCGAUGACGGGGUGGCGGUUCCGGAUGUGAGUUGGCCGUGUGACUUGAAUAACCGCUUGAUAGCGCAUUUUCCGCAGGAGAUGAGUUGUUGGUCUUAUGGCUCCAACUUUGGUUCGAACGCGUUGCCGACGCGCAUAUCUGUGGGGCUGCGAAUAUCGUCUGCGAUGGGGUACAAGGAGGGUUGGUUUGCCGAGAGAAUGGCCAUUUUGUCGAUUACGUCGCCGAAUGGUCCGAAGCACCACGUUGCGUUCGCAGCGCCCAGAGGUUGCGGUAAGACGAACGUCGCGAUGCUUGUUCCCGUUAUUCCUGGUUGGACGGUGAGGUGUCUUUCUGAUGAGCUCGCGUGGCUGUACGUUGGAGAGGACAACCGUCUUUGGGCGAUAAAUCCGGAGACGGGGUUGUUUGAUGGGGCCAUGUCCAAGUCGUAUUCGACAAACAAGUCGGCGAUGACUACGGUGAAGAAGAACUCCAUUUUCAUAAACACCGCGAUGACUCUCGAUGGUGAUGUGUGGUGGGAGGGCAUGACGCCUGAGCCUCCUUCCGAGCUGAUUGAUUGGACUGGGAACAGGUGGAACCCUAGUUUUGAUACGCCCGCAGCUCAUCCGAACGCUCGAUAUACGACGCACCUGUCGAAUUGUCCGGUUGUGGAUCCGGACUGGAACAAUCCCAACGGAGUUCCUAUUUCCGCGAUUAUAUUUGGAAAUCGAAGGUCGUCAGUUCUUCCUUGGGCCUGCGAGGCGCCUUCUUGGGAGCGCGGAGUGUUUUACGGUUCGAUUCUUUCUUCUGAGUUUUCCGAGAUUCGGCAGUCAGACCCCUCGUCGAUUGGGAUUAGGGACGAGAACAACCCGAACGUGCUGCGACAGCCGUUCGCUAUGUAUGGACACACAGGUUACAACAUUUGCGAUUACUUCAGCCACUGGCUAUCUCUAAGGAAGCACUUGGGGUACAGCGUGCCCAAGAUAUUCUUCGUCAAUUGGUUCCGCAAGUCCUCGGCGUCGGGGAAGAUAUUGUGGCCGGGGUUCAACGAGAAUUCUCGGAUUUUGAAAUGGAUUUAUCAGCGGAUUACCAACGAGGUGAACGCCACGAAGACGCCGAUUGGUUUCGUGCCCAGUUCUUCAAGUCUCGACUUACGUGGUUUGGACAUUUCCUUCGGGGACGUGCACCAGGGGCUGAAGGUGGACGAAGAGGAGCUCAGGUCUGAAGUGUCGAACAUUGAGGCGUUGUACAAGAAGCUUGGGAGUCGAAUGCCGAGUGGUUUGUGGACGGAGCUCAAUUAUCUGAAGUCAGAUUUGAGGAUGAAGGUUUAAUGUGCGCUGAGAGCGCGUCGCGCGGCAUGAUUUAGAUCUGGGCUAGCAUUGGUUUUGUGUAGGAGGUGUGUGUGUACAGUAUCUAAAAAAAUGCCCGAUUUUCAA